UAGUAACCGCCCGAGCUGCUCAGACCGGAUCCACCAGCAGAGAUGACGAGAGCAAAAUAAAGACACAGAAACCAGCCAACAUGAUGAGAAAUAUUAAUCGGCGCACGCGGAAAUACCGUCUGUGAAGCGCUCGUGCUGGACUUUUCUGGGCGGGGUCGAGUGAAUUCCGGUCUGAGCCGUCAUGAGAUGAUUGUGAGUCUGGUCGUUGCGGUGGUGAGCAGAUCUGUGAGGAUUUAAAGAUGCCGUUAGCCGCGUUUAGACGGGCGUGAGGACAAACGUCGACGCCUCUGAUGAACCGGUGAUCGUGUCGGCGGCUGUCAGCGGUGCGUUCGGGUCUCGUCGAAGGGCGGCCGGUGGAGACAUGAAGACAGCGCUCGUGUUGAGCUGUCUGCUGUUAAUCGCUCGAGCAGAAGAUCCAGAGAAAGCCGAUCGGAGCCAGAGCCCCGUCCAGUACCUGCGCAUCGGCGACGGCUCCUCGCAGGAGUUCGAGUUUCCCCAGAACACGCGCGGCGUGAUCGUGAUCUCCAGCGGCUACCGCAGCUCCGGGGGCCGGAAGGGGCGCGAGAGCCUCAAGCAGACGGUCCGGGUGAGAUCCCUGGACCCGGACGUGAUCUCCGUCCUCAACGUGAGCGACAGCGGCGGCGCGGGAGCCGCGAGCAGCUACGUCAUCAGCAUCCGGUCCGGGGUGCCGGGGACGGCGCCGCUGCUCAUCCAGCUGCUGGAUCUGGACAGGGACUCGGAGCCGGUUCUGAUCGAGGAGCGGACCGAUUACUCCAUCAGGGUGGCGGCCGGCGGCGACGACCCCGCGGCCCGGCUCCUCGGGUCCGACGGGCUGUCGCACUUCUCGGAGAACCCGGUGCUGUUCGCGCUGCUGCCGCUCAUCUUCGUCAACAAGUGUGCGUUCGGCUGUAAGGUGGAGGUGGACGUUCUGCUGGGUCUGCUGAAGAGGCCCGUGCCGCUGCUGCUGGGCGUGGCGGGGCAGUUCCUCAUAAUGCCGCUCUACGCGUACGCCCUGUCCCGCCUGGCGGCGCUCCCCAAGGCGCUGUCGCUGGGCCUGGUCAUCACCUGCUCGGCCCCGGGCGGAGGCGGCGGGUACCUGUACAGCCUACUGCUGGGCGGCGACGUCACCCUGGCCAUCAGCAUGACCCUCAUCUCCACGGUGGUGGCGGCCGCGGCCAUGCCGCUGUCGUCGGCGCUGUACGGCUGGCUGCUGGGCGUUCACGCCGCCCUGCACGUGCCCUUCGUCAAGAUCCUGGGCACGCUGCUCUUCAUCGCCAUCCCCAUCUCGCUGGGCAUGCUGGUGAAGCUGCGCCUGCCCGCCGUCACCAACGUCCUGCUGGCCCUCAUCCGGCCCUUCAGCUUCGUGCUCAUCGUAGGCGGCAUCUUCAUGGCCUACCAGAUGGGCUCGUCCAUCCUGGCCAACGUGCGGCCGCCGAUCGUGGCGGCGGGCGUGACCGUGCCCGUCUUCGGGCUGCUGGUGGGCUUCGGGCUGGCGCGGCUGACGGGGCUGCCGUCGCCGCAGAGGAAGACCGUCGCCAUCGAGGUGGGCGUGCAGAACAGUCUCCUGGCGCUGGCCGUCAUGCAGCUGUCGUUCCAGCGGGCCGAGGCCGACUACGCAUCCCAGGCGCCCUUCAUAGUGGCCCUCAGCAGCACGUCGGAGAUGCUCCUGCUGGUGCUCGCCCACGUCGCCCACCGCCGCCUGUGCCUGCCGUCCGCCUCUCGACCCGGCGCCUGACCGCCGAGCGAAGCCGAGCGCUGCCGAGCGCCACUGCCAGAACGGGCCGCCCGAGUGUUUCUCUCUUACUACCAAAGGCCUUCGCUCAUUGUGGCCGUUUUUAGUUCAGCCUCUUUUUUAAAUCAGAUUUUAAUGAACACAGUCUUACGCGUAUUACGACGACAGUGUUUAUCAAAGAUAUAUGAGAUAUUUUUCUAAGUGAUUUUGCGCUAUGUUAUUUUGUAAUUCAGAUGGUUCGUUUGUAUCUUGUUUACAGAUGACGUGUGGCUGAGAUGUUGUGUGAUGAUGAUGAUGAUGAUGAUGUUGCUGUUGAUUGUUGAUGUGAUUGAACCGUGCGCUGAAACAAUGGUGACUUGUGAUUAAAUGCUUUUUGACGAGACUAAACAAGUGUCUUUCGGUAUUGGCACCGCGUGACUCACUUUUAAUCACGCUCUCAUUCAUCUCAUAUGCAAGUUCAAACCAAAGCUGGCCUUUUUCAGAUUCAUCCGAUCGUGCCGUCUGUACGCUACAGUGGACUCUUAUCGACAUCCAAACAGCGUGACGCGAGGUGUUUCACCCUUAUCCCGAGUUCUCCGUGCGCUUGCGUUCACUAGAGGCACGUUUAUCUUUGGCCUUUGAAAGUAAAAGUCUUUGCGUGCGAGCAAAGCUCAUCUUAGGAGAACUGGGGCCGGAUUCACGGAACAGGAGUAAAAUUCCUCUUAAGUGCUGUUUUCUUCUUUUUAAACUUGGGAAUCAAUUCAGAAAUAUUUUGUAUUACAAACACAUUCCUUUAAGAUUGUACUUGAUCUAAAGAAAACAAAUUCCUAACAAACAUGUCCUUAAAAAUAAUUGCAAAUCUUAACGUUAAAAACACCUCUAAUGAUCUGAGAAUACAUAACACCAAAGCUUUUCUUCU
Molecule: messenger RNA, 2630 nt
Organism: Labeo rohita (rohu)
Lineage: Eukaryota; Metazoa; Chordata; Actinopteri; Cypriniformes; Cyprinidae
Gene: slc10a3
Product: solute carrier family 10 member 3
Exons: 1
Coding region: 362-1735 (457 amino acids)
Biological process (GO): bile acid and bile salt transport
Cellular component (GO): membrane
Molecular function (GO): bile acid:sodium symporter activity
Source: RefSeq, a predicted model, not a curated record